Lachnellula hyalina is the source of this 915-nucleotide messenger RNA. RefSeq names its product Isoflavone reductase PCBER1-like protein (gene PCBER1). The transcript is spliced from 3 exons. The record is from RefSeq and is a predicted model, not a curated record. The coding region runs from base 1 to 915 and encodes 304 amino acids. Gene Ontology annotation, molecular function: oxidoreductase activity. Lineage: Eukaryota; Fungi; Ascomycota; Leotiomycetes; Helotiales; Lachnaceae.
AUGACAUCUAUCCUGGUUUUAGGGGCCGGCGAGCUUGGCUCGCCAAUGCUCACGUUUCUUGCUGCCAAGAUCAGACCUUCUACCGCGACGCUGACCGUCCUUCUCCGACCGCAAACGAUUUCCAAUCCGAGUAGAGCCGCUGAGCUAGAUGCUUUCCGCGCGCUCGAUAUCUCAUUUCUUCCAGGCGAUAUUGCCGCAUCAUCUAUCUCAAAACUUGUCGCACUCUUCAAGCCGUACGACCUGAUUGUAUCUUGCUUGGGCUUUGCAUCUGGCCCGGGUUCACAGGCUAAAAUAUGCACCGCCGUGCUUGAGGCAGGCGUGUCCCGCUUCGUGCCCUGGCAAUUCGGCGUCGAUUACGAUAUUAUCGGUCGUGGUAGUGCUCAAACGCUCUUCGAUGAGCAGCUUGAUGUCCGGGAUCUCCUUCGCGCUCAAGAUAAAACCGAGUGGGUGAUUAUCAGCACCGGGAUGUUCACCAGUUUCUUGUUCGAGUCGUCCUUUGGCGUCGUUGAUUUGAGUGCCGGCCAUGCGAUUGUUCGUGGGCUUGGAGGAUGGAAGAACAAAGUAACGGUCACAACGCCCGGGGACAUCGGGAAGCUGACGGCAGAAAUUCUAUUCACUGAGCCCCGACUCCGGAACCAGGUGGUGUAUACUGCAGGGGAAACAAUCAGUUACGGAGAACUUGCUGAUUUGGUAGAGAGUGUUACUAGUAGGAAGGUUCAUAGAGAGGAGUGGAGUGUUGAAGCGAUGAAGGCUAGGCUGAAAGAGGAUCCUGAUGAUGUGUUGCAGAAGUACAGGGUUGUAUUUGCGGAGGGGAAAGGAGUAUCCUGGGAUAUGGAGCAGACAUUUAACGCGCAAAAGCAAAUCGAGACAGAGGGUGUAAGAAGCUGGGCACUACAAAAUAUUGUCGAGGUCUAG